Annulohypoxylon truncatum is the source of this 1182-nucleotide messenger RNA. Its product is annotated as tyrosine protein kinase. The record is from RefSeq and is a predicted model, not a curated record. Gene Ontology annotation, biological process: protein phosphorylation. NCBI's taxonomy places the organism in Eukaryota, Fungi, Ascomycota, Sordariomycetes, Xylariales, Hypoxylaceae. The transcript has a single exon. Bases 154 to 1068 code for a protein of 304 amino acids. Gene Ontology annotation, cellular component: nucleus; cytosol; EKC/KEOPS complex. Gene Ontology annotation, molecular function: ATP binding; protein serine/threonine kinase activity.
UAGUAUAUGUAGAAUUCUCUCCGACAAACCCACACAAUAAGAAGCUUGGAUCCCGAGAAAUCAACAUCUUCUCCAUAACAUACGAUCGCGAUCGAUUUCUUGCAUGACAUUAAACAUUAGGUCGGCCAGAUAUUAAACGGCUGGUACGGUACCAUGGCAGCAGACUCACCGCCUCGGCCACCUAACCAAGACAACUCGCCCUCACCCUCGCGCGAACACGAGCAGCAAUUUCCGCUCCCCGCCAUCCUGACUUACCCCUCCUCGACCCCGCCAUACCUCAUAACCCAGGGCGCCGAGGCGCGACUCUACAAGACAACCUACCUCCUCCCCUCCAUCCCCGCCGCGCUCAAGUACCGCCCGCCCAAAGCAUGGCGACACCCCGUCCUCGACGCGCGAUUGACGCGCCACCGUAUACUAGCCGAAGCGCGCAUCUUGGUGAAGUGCCGUCGCGAGGGUGUCCCUGUCCCGGCUGUGUACGCCGUAGACGAGGCUGCCGGGUGGAUGAUGAUGGAGUGGGUGAAGGGUGCGCCGGCACGCGUGGGGAUAAACGAGUGGUUGAGGCGGCGGAAGGAAGCUGAAAAAUCUACGGUUGGCAACAAUCAUGGAAAUGAAGAUGAGAAAGACGAAGAUGCGACACCGAUUACGGGGGAGGCAGAAGAAGAUAAAGACCUAGUCUCGCUUAUGCGUAGGAUAGGGAGUGCGGUAGGGCGCAUGCAUAAGGUAGGCAUCGUGCACGGCGACUUGACGACGAGCAACAUGAUGCUGCGGCCGUGGGAGAAGGGCAGGCAGCCGGUGAAUGGAAAUAAAAGCAGUGAUGAUGGUUUACUGGACGGAGAUAUAAUCAUCAUCGACUUCGGCCUGGCCAGUCAGAGCUCGUCCGACGAGGAUCGCGCCGUUGAUCUCUACGUUCUAGAAAGAGCAUUCGCUAGCACGCACUCGCGCGCCGAGCAACUGUUCUCUGCCACGCUGGAGAGUUCUUACAGGGAAACGUUCAAGCAGGCGCCUGUGGUGAUAAAGAAAUUAGAAGAAGUCAGGAUGCGUGGGCGGAAGAGGAGCAUGAUAGGAUAGACUAUCCUAAGAGUCACAGUCGUAGUCAUUUGAUUAGACACGAUGAUAAGACAAGGAAUAUCUUGCACUUAAAAUGUCUGAGCUUAUAUUAGGGCAACUACGUCGUCCCUAGAA